Lethenteron reissneri (Far Eastern brook lamprey) is the source of this 168-nucleotide messenger RNA. The record is from the annotation of a RefSeq genome assembly. Lineage: Eukaryota; Metazoa; Chordata; Hyperoartia; Petromyzontiformes; Petromyzontidae.
AUGCCACAACUUGAGCCUGCCCCAUGAUUCUCUAUAUUUACAGUGUCAUGACUAAUUAUUCUAUUAUUAAUUAUGCCAACUAUUAUAUUUUACCAAACACAAAACACAGUCUCUGCUCAACAAGCCACUAAACCUAAACAACCUACCUGAACCUGACCAUGACAUUAG